AGUUGAAGGAAGAAAAACAAGUUGUGUACAACUGUAACCUUCCCUAUUUAGGUUUACAUUUUAUGUGUACUUCUCUGAAUUCAAUGUAUAUUUUUAUUUAUUUAUGAAUUGUUAACCCUUUCAAAUAUUUAUUUGACCCUUUGGUCAUUAUGUCAACGGUAUGUUUAACCAAUAAAUUGAGUUUAAUUGGUAAAGCCGUAAGACAUGUUAAUAGGUUAAAGUGUGAUAAAAAGUUUCUGAGAAUCAUCAGCUGUUCACCUUGUAUUUUAUGUGAAAAAAUUCAAUAUUGUAAUUUUAGUGAUUAUAAAAAAGAUGAUUCAUCAAAAAAAGAUAAGUUAUCAUUGCCCAACUCAUCAGAUACACCAACUUCAUCUUCAGCAAGUAACAUAACAAAAUUAUCUGAGAAAAAAUCAUCAGAAUCAUCAGAGGAAACCAAAGAUGAGAAGACAAAUUUCGCCCAAGAGUCAGUUAUAAAAGUUGUACAUAGAUCAAAGGAACGUAAAAAAUUGGAUCUAACUCAAGCAACAACAGAACGAAAUUUUGUAACACCAGUUAGAGCCAUGAAUGAUUAUUUAUUGAAACCAUCGGAUUUGCAAGAUUUGAGGAAAUUUAUCCGUCGAAGUCCAUUUGAUGAUACGCCACCGAUAACAGUUUAUUUGAGACGUGAUGUUGAAGCUCGAGCUCUACAAGUUUGGGGCAGUUUUGAGGUUCUUGAAAAGGAAAGAAAAAAACGUAAACAAAUCGAAGCUGAUGCUAGAGAAUCGAUUUUAAAUGUCAAACGUAUUCUUAAAGAUUAUCGUCGACUUAAUGAUCCAGUAGCAAUUGAACGCGAUAUUAGUUUACGUGAAAGUGGACAUGUUGUUUGGACAGCAGUUGUAAUAAAUUCAAUGAAUUUUCUGUUAAAAUCAAUGGCUUGGUUUCAUACAGGAUCACAUUCGCUUUUUGCUGAAGCAAUUCAUUCCCUAGCUGAUACAAUUAAUCAGCUGAUACUUUACUUUGGUAUACGUAAAUCAAUUCAACGGCCUAAUGCUGAACAUCCAUACGGCUAUCAUUCAGCGCAAUAUAUUGCAUCAUUAAUUUCCGGUGUUGGUAUAUUUUGUGUCGGUAGCGGUCUUUCAUUUUAUCAUGGGAUGCAAGGAAUACUUCACCCAGAGAGUUUUCAGUCAUUCUAUUGGGCAUAUGUUAUCCUUGCUGGUUCACUUAUUUCUGAAGGAGGAACUCUUACGGUAGCCCUCAAAGGACUUUAUAAAGGAGCCAAAAGAGCUGGAACAACUAUGAAAGAAUACAUUCUAAGAAGUCAAGAUCCAAGCAUAAAUGUUGUACUAUUGGAAGAUACCGCUGCUGUUUUAGGUGUUGGUAUUGCUGCAACUAUGAUGGGCUUAACUGCAUAUACUGGGAAUCCUCUUUAUGAUGCUGCUGGGUCUCUUCUAGUCAGUGGACUGCUUGCUUCAGUUGCUUCAUUUAUUAUUUACACCAAUAGUGGGGCAUUAGUUGGUCGAUCUAUUCCCGUUUAUAAAUUAGAUGAUAUAAACAAAUUGAUGGAAAAUGAUGUUAUGAUUCGAGCGAUUCAUGAUGUUAAAGCAACUGAUUUGGGCAAUGGAAUGGUUCGUUAUAAAGCAGAAGUAGAUAUCGAUGGCCGACAACUCACUCGACACUAUUUAGAUGCAAUUGAUUUGGAGGUGGUACUUCAAGAAAUGAAAGAGCUGAAAACCAUUGAUGAAGUUGAAACAUUUUUCCUUAAACAUGGUGAAAACAUCGUCGACCUUCUUGGAGCUGAAAUAGACAGAGUCGAAAAAGAGCUUAAGAAAAAACACCCUCAACUUCGACACGUUGAUCUGGAAGUCCUGUAAAUAUUAGGAUUUGAAUCGGAAAUUCCAAAAAAGAGAUUGUGGGAAAAUUAUGGUUUAAAAAUAGCCUCAUAAUUUAAUUUUUAUGUUUUAUCAGAAUUAUCAGCUUUGAAUCAAAAAUUUAAAUCCAAAAUAAAUCUUUGCUAUAACCAAA
This is a messenger RNA of Tetranychus urticae (two-spotted spider mite), 2001 nucleotides long. It is a transcript of the gene ZnT49B, whose product is annotated as solute carrier family 30 member 9. Lineage: Eukaryota; Metazoa; Arthropoda; Arachnida; Trombidiformes; Tetranychidae. Gene Ontology annotation, biological process: transmembrane transport; intracellular zinc ion homeostasis; zinc ion transport. Gene Ontology annotation, cellular component: endoplasmic reticulum; membrane. The record is from RefSeq and is a predicted model, not a curated record. Gene Ontology annotation, molecular function: monoatomic cation transmembrane transporter activity.